AUGGCUGUACUAUUGAUAAUCAUUAUUAUUGCUGUCUGUAGCAUCUUAGGAUGGAUCAUUCACUUGCUUCAAAACAAAACCAAACAAUCGAUUAUUAUAUUGACUGGUGAUAAGGCACAUGACAUACUAAAAUCAAGUGAUUACAGUCGACACAAACCUAAUGAAUGGCUUAUAGAUACUUUGUCUAUUGUAAAUCCAUUUACCAUUAAUGAUGAAUCACUGUUGAACACAUUUAAAAAUAAAGUCAUUAAAACAUUAGCAAGUUGGAAUGAUGAAAAACAGUAUGAAAAACUUGUUUCAACAAUUGAAAAUCGAAUUAAAUAUCGACUUUUAUUAUUAAAAUUACAUAAUUCGAAGUUUUGUUUAUCAAAAUUAGCCAAACAAGUUACAUUAGACUCAUUUCUGUUGAGUAUUCUUAAUGUCAAUGCUAACGAAGAACUUCUUACAGAAUUACCUGACUUAAUUAUUCAUUUGUGGAAAAAUCGUCAUGAUAAAAAUGCUCAAAAUCGUUUACAACAAUUACUUGUAGCCAAUAAAUAUCAAUUUUCUCAAUCGGAUAUUUGGCAACAAAUUCAAACUAUAUUAUCUAAUCAUUCAAAUAUUAUUUCAAAAAUAGCAAUAAAUGAUUUUGAUGAAAAAAUUUCUAAUCCAUUGAAUAUUAUCAUUCCCGGAUGGGAAACCAUGUGGCGGGUUGUAUUUUAUUCAUUACUUGAACUACUUCGUCAACCAAAAUUACUUAGUGAACUACGUUUACAAUUAAAUAAUCAUUCGAAAUCUUAUCGAAAUUGUCUUUUACUGAAAUGGAUUCUAAAAGAAACAUUACGAUUAUAUCCACCAACUAAAAAUAUCUAUCGAACAAAUGUGAAAACCGGUCAAAAUGUAUGCAUUAGUGUUCUAAAGAUUCAUCGUGAUAAAAAUGUAUGGGGUUUUGAUGCACUUGAUUUUAAUCCUUAUCGUUUUAACAAAGAACUAACUGCUCAACAAGAAAAAUCUUAUUUACCAUUUUCAAUAUCUUGUCCAGCUCGAUUUAGUUUUGCUUAUACAUUUGCAGGUGCAAUCGUAGCUGAAAUCCUUAAAUAUUGUUCUACUUUUAAUGUUGCUGAAGAAUCAACACCAUUACCUAGCGAUCAGUUAUUAGACUUAGCCCGUAAUUCAUAUAACGAUUUGCUUACAAUCAUGUAA
Rotaria sp. Silwood1 is the source of this 1182-nucleotide messenger RNA. NCBI's taxonomy places the organism in Eukaryota, Metazoa, Rotifera, Eurotatoria, Philodinida, Philodinidae. The record is from the annotation of a GenBank genome assembly.